GCCGUUUGAUGCCAACAUCGCCGACGUGAAACUCCGGCAAUCGAUAUCGAUAUUGGAGCUGAUUAGAUUACAGAGAGUAGGCGAGUGAAGUUCAAAACGAAUAAUCGUUACUAAGAAAGCUGUCUAUCCCAAUCGUGUGCAGAUCGCAGGGCCCGAUUUAACAAUCAUGCAGCAUGCAGAUUGGCAUUUAACCCUUCCAACUAGCUCAUCAGCCAUCUCCCAAACACCAAGCCGAUCAUGUCGUUCAUUCCCAGGACGCAUUUUCCGUUCCCCACCAAUACGCCCUCAUGGUUCGCUGGACACAUGUCCAGAUCCUUGACGAAACUCCCGACCGUUCUCAAGGAUAUCGACCUGGUUAUCGAAGCCAGAGACGCACGCCUACCUCUGACAAGUAUCAAUCCGGCAUUCGAUGAGGUGCUGGAGGAGAGUUGGGGCAGGAUGAACUUGGCGGGGCCUAGCGGAUGGAAAGGGAAGGGAAAGGAAAAGGUUGUAGUGUAUACUAAACGGGACCAAGCUGAAGAGCGUUUCGAAGAGCCAUUGAAACGAGCGUUCAAGAAGCACGCCAAUCAGAGCAUCUUCUUCGCCGAUACACGCAGCGAUAGGGACGUCCGCAAAGUCCUCGCACAUGCGGUAGACGUCUCGAAGAGAAACUUUGACCCGUUACACGACAUGAAGGUGCUUGUAGUAGGGAUGCCGAAUGUGGGCAAGUCAUCACUCCUUAAUGCCCUUCGUCGGGUUGGGGUCCGGAAAGGGAAAGCGUUCCAGACAUCUUCCUUGCCAGGGCAUACGAGGAAAUUCACGGGGACAGUCAAGGUGCACGAAACCCCGCCUGUAUAUGUAUACGAUAUGGCGGGGAUCAUGGUACCUUAUCUGGGCAAGGGGGAGGAAGGGAUGGAACGCGGGUUGAAAUUGGGGUUGACUUCCGGAAUCAAAGAGAGCUUGUUCCCCCCGGAGAUCCUCGCCGACUACCUGUUAUACCGGAUGAACUUACAUCCAAGGUUCACCGCAUCUACCUCGCCUUACCCCGGACUUCCUCUACCAUCCGCAUUCACGGAUCAGACCAACGCUCUGGAAGAACUCUUGACUGCCUUGGCAAAGAGGUUGGGAACGCUCAUGAUCGGGGGCAUACCGGAUGUUGAUGCUGCGCAGAGAUACCUCCUCAAGAGCUUUGGGGAAGGAAAAUUGGGGAGGUGGACUUUGGAUGACCUGAUGUCGGAUCCGGCAGCCGCAGGACGGACACGGUCGAUCUCUGAAAACGAAGGAGUCGUUGAGGGCGAGGACUCGGAAUCACCAGCUGAACCCGAGCGGGAACUAGGUCUGACGGCAGCGGUAGACCGGACCGUCUCGACUUAUCUGCGAGAAGAAGAAGAACGACGUAACCGUCGGGCAGAUGGGAUACCGGAGAGUUUGAGCCAGGAGAAGAAGAAGGCGAAGAAGAGCGCGGUAGAGGAGAGGAAGAAGAAAUGGGAGGCCAAGAUGGCCAACGCGGGUGGGAUCGCACCGGGGUCUAGGAAGACGAGACGCUAGGUUAAGCGGUGGUUGGGGGGAUUGCAUCUGCUCAAGCGCUUCUCACAAAUCACUGCUUUCGCGGCUAGACUGGCCUUUACAUCAUACUUGCAUUCAGUCGUUACGGAGGCGCAUGCAGGUAUCGACCGAACGACGCGGACAUCAUGAUUGAGAAAGGCCUCGGAAUCAAAAGUGGUACUCGUCCAACAAACAGCUAGUCAGA
Filobasidium floriforme is the source of this 1729-nucleotide messenger RNA. Its product is annotated as P-loop containing nucleoside triphosphate hydrolase protein. Lineage: Eukaryota; Fungi; Basidiomycota; Tremellomycetes; Filobasidiales; Filobasidiaceae. The record is from RefSeq and is a predicted model, not a curated record. Bases 238 to 1527 code for a protein of 429 amino acids. The transcript has 5 exons. Gene Ontology annotation, cellular component: mitochondrion. Gene Ontology annotation, molecular function: GTPase activity; GTP binding.